CUUGUGGUUUUGAAUCACUUCAUUUUCACUAUGAAAGUUUUCUGGUGCACAUACAACCUAUAAUAACUAUGCCUCACAUCACAUUCUUGCGUGUUGGAAAUUGGAAUCUAAAAUGAAUAACAAGUCACACUAACUUUUAUUUUUGGUUAACUUCACUUGUUAUUUUGUUUUUCAUCUAUAAAAGGGCAUUAGGAUGUCAAUGCCUUCUUGGUACAUGACGUACAAAGCUGGUUAUUAUUAUUGAGAAGCACAUUAAUCCACCAUUGAAGGUAGAGUCAUAGAAAUUAAUGGGAGAGGAAGGAUUUAGAGACAACGCUCCAUUGAUUGAUCACUACUCUUCUUCCGGCGAGGUGUUAAUUGAAGAGACUUUUAGAAGAACAGGUAAUGUAUGGAGCGCUGUGGCGCAUAUAAUAACAGGAGUGAUAGGAGCAGGUGUAUUGUCACUAGCAUGGUCGGUGGCGCAAUUAGGAUGGAUUGCAGGUCCUCUAUUCAUUCUACUCUUUGCAGCGACUACCUUCAUUUCAACUUAUCUUCUUUCUGAUUGCUAUAGAUUUCAUGAUCCUGAACAAGGGAGCAUUAGGUGCUCCUCUUACAUGGAUGCCGUCAACUUGUACCUAGGAGCAAUAAGGGGAAAGGUGUGUGGAGUGUUGGUGCAUAUGAGCUUAUAUGGUGCUACAUGUGCCUAUGUCAUUACAUCUGCUACCAGCAUCAGAGCGAUUUUGAAAUCAAAUUGUUACCAUAAGGAAGGGCAUGAAGCACCUUGUAAAUAUGGGGAUGCUAUGUAUAUGAUGCUGUUUGGAGUUGUUCAGGUCAUAAUGUCAUUCAUACCAGAUUUCCACAACAUGGUAUUGCUUUCAGUUGUUGCAGCUAUUAUGUCCUUUACAUACUCUUCUAUUGGACUAGGACUUGGCAUCACAAAAGUUAUAGAAAAUGGAAGAAUUAUGGGGAGUGUAACCGGAGUACCAGCUUCAAAUAUUGCAGACAAAUUAUGGUUAGUCUUUCAAGCACUUGGGGAUAUUGCUUUUGCUUAUCCAUACACUGUCAUCCUCCUUGAGAUACAGGACACUCUAGAGUCUCCUCCAGCAGAACACAAGACUAUGAAAAAGGCCUCCAUGAUUGCUAUCUUGAUUACAACAUUCUUCUACCUUUGUUGUGCAUGCUUUGGAUAUGCAGCUUUUGGAAAUCAAACUCCAGGAAACCUCUUGACAGGUUUUGGAUUUUAUGAGCCUUAUUGGCUCAUUGACUUUGCUAAUGCUUGCAUUGUUCUUCAUUUGGUUGGAGGAUAUCAGAUUUAUAGUCAACCAAUAUAUAGUGCUGCUGAUAGAUGGUGUUCAAGAAAAUAUCCGAACAGCGGUUUCGUGAAUAAUUUCUACCAAGUGAAACUACCUAUGUUACCGGCUUUUCAACUGAACAUGUUGAGGAUAUGUUUUAGAACAGCUUAUGUGAUUUCCACAACUGGAAUUGCAAUAAUGUUUCCAUACUUCAAUGAAGUUCUAGGAGUGCUAGGAGCAUUAGGAUUUUGGCCAUUGACUAUAUAUUUCCCAGUAGAGAUGUAUUUUGUGCACAAUAAAAUUGAAUCUUGGUCUACAAAAUGGAUUUUUCUUAGGAUUUUUAGCUUUGUUUGUUUUUUGGUGACAGUAUUGAGUCUUGUUGGAUCACUUGAAGGAAUCAUAAGUGAGAAACUAAGCUAAAAAGUUUAUACCAAUAUCCUUAAAAGUGCUUAAUUUGUUUAAGUUUGUUACUAAUGCUACAUAAUGUAAAAGGUUGUACA
Molecule: messenger RNA, 1771 nt
Organism: Trifolium pratense (red clover)
Lineage: Eukaryota; Viridiplantae; Streptophyta; Magnoliopsida; Fabales; Fabaceae
Product: probable amino acid permease 7
Exons: 8
Coding region: 288-1691 (467 amino acids)
Cellular component (GO): plasma membrane
Source: RefSeq, a predicted model, not a curated record